Molecule: messenger RNA, 1050 nt
Organism: Phragmites australis (common reed)
Lineage: Eukaryota; Viridiplantae; Streptophyta; Magnoliopsida; Poales; Poaceae
Product: probable calcium-binding protein CML11
Exons: 1
Coding region: 209-808 (199 amino acids)
Molecular function (GO): calcium ion binding; enzyme regulator activity
Source: RefSeq, a predicted model, not a curated record
GUGGAGACUAUGCAACACGUACCAGACGUGUCUCCCACUACGACACGGUCGCUCUCGCUUCCACCACUGACAGUGGGCCCUCCAGCAGGCCCUGCCUCCACCAGGGUGACCAUGGCGCCACCUCCUCCUCCAAGAUCCGUCUUCUCCGGCCACACCACCCAAUUCCAUCCCUUGCUCCACCUCUCCCUCCCCACCUCCCGAUUUCGACAUGAGCGACACCGCCGCCGGAGACCACGGUGGCGCCGCCGCGCACAAGCCACUGCCCGCCCUGCCGCCGGAGUCCACGACCACCCGCGCCGUGGCGGCCACCAUCAGCCACGCGCAGCAGCAGCAGUCGCGGCUGGACGACGAGCAGCUGGCGGAGCUGCGCGAGAUCUUCCGCUCCUUCGACCGCAACGCCGACGGCUCCCUCACGCAGCUGGAGCUCGGCUCCCUGCUCCGCUCCCUGGGCCUCAAGCCCAGCACCGACCAGCUCGACGCGCUCAUCCAGCGCGCCGACACCAACUCCAAUGGCCUCGUCGAGUUCUCCGAGUUCGUCGCGCUCGUGGCCCCCGACCUCCUCGCCGACCGCUCCCCCUAUUCCGAGGACCAGCUCCGCAGGCUCUUCGGCAUCUUCGACCGCGACGGCAACGGAUUCAUCACCGCCGCCGAGCUCGCGCACUCCAUGGCCAGGCUCGGCCACGCACUCACCGUCAAGGAGCUCACCGGCAUGAUCAAGGAGGCCGACACCGACGGCGACGGCCGCAUCAACUUCCAGGAGUUCUCGCGCGCCAUCACCGCCGCCGCGUUCGACAACAUCUUCUCCUGAUUACUCUGCAUGCCUCCCGGAAUUCGACCGGUGCACACGCGUCGAUCGUUAAUCGAUUUCUUGAGUUGGUUUUCUUUUCUUUUUUCUUUUGGGGGGAGAUCAAUCAGUCAGGUUAAUUAUUUAGGAAGAUGCAGGUGAGGUGAUGUGCUCGAUCUUGCGAAUAACAUAUUAAACAAACAAAAAAAAGGCAAUGUAGGGACAAAUUACAUGUUUGAUUGUAUUUCUGUCAGUGUUUGCUUGCA